AGGGAAGAGUCUGGGCUCUAGCUUGAUUUCUAUUUUGUAAGCACAUUUGCAACAAGAGGCCAUGCAGGUCUCUAUGACGAUCAAAGCUUAUGGAGAAGAGACGACCAUUAGCCUGAUCAGUGAGGAUUUGCUCCAGCACCCAGGUUUGCUACGAGAUUUGCAGGCAGUACUGAAGAAGUAUGUCCCUCAACAGAGCCCUGACGACAGCCAGUUGCCAAGCACCUCAAGUUCUGAAGACUUGCUUGAAAAUUGCGACGUGUUGAAGAUCAUGGCACAGAAAGCAGAGGAUUUGUCUCCUGCCUCAAGAUACCGUGGUCAGCUCAAGCCACAAGCACCGCAUGGACGGAAGAUGAAAGCCAGGCCUCCUUUGAGACGCACCAAAAGGCUCACGGCCAAGUCUUUCGAGGAGGCGAUUGGAGAUACGUGCAAGUACAAGAUGCCUGUGAAGCGGACAUCUCGCAUCAACUCGUUGGAGGAAGAUUUCGACUUCUCCGACCUCAAGAACUGCAUCUCGAGCGAGCAAUGCUCGGGACCAGACGCUUUCAAAGAGGGCUCCGAAAACGAGAUUGUCCGACAACAGCUGCCAGUGAUUAUGCGGCCAAGCAAUUGAUGAUGGUCGCUGCUGUUUCUAUGCAUUCAUCCUAUUUAAAGAGAGAUGAGGAUCGCAUACAGUCGGUUCCAGUGAUAGGGUUUUCUCCCAAUCACACUGUUGGACAGCCUAAUCACACCGUUGCAGAGCCUCCGCACUAACCCAACGCAAACGCUCUUGGACCGCAUGUGCACGACAAGGCCACGAGAUGUCAGCCAACUUGGGUUCUUUGGAUUUGAUGUUGACUGUUUGUGUCGAAGUACUGCUUUUGGCGAUUGGCUACCAGGCCCAUACAAGUAGUGAGUGGGAGGCAAAGGUAUAUAAGGG
Durusdinium trenchii is the source of this 916-nucleotide messenger RNA. The record is from the annotation of a GenBank genome assembly. NCBI's taxonomy places the organism in Eukaryota, Dinophyceae, Suessiales, Symbiodiniaceae.